AAAAACGUGCUGCUCUCCGAAUUUGAUCCCUGCGAUGUUUCAGAAAACAUUGACAAUGAUAACCAAAUCUAACACUCGCGGUCAUUUAUGUAUAUUUAAUCCACAAUCCAUCGAUCAGCAAGAGAUUUUGAGAACGACGCGCGCUGACAGACAACAAGGAGGUAAAAGAGGACGUUUAUAUAAAAUACUUAUAAGUUCUCUUCUUAGUGGACAAGACUUCAAGAAAGUCCUGCUGAACGAUUGAUUGUUUUCUCAAACCAGUGCUGAUCAGAGGAGUGAGGAAAGGACUCUCUCUCUAAGAUGAGUCUCUCAGAGAAACACAGUGUAAGAUCAGGAUCACAUGUGUCCUGCUCUGUGUUUCUGAAGAGUGACCGGUCAAAAGGUAUAGGACCAAACUUCGGUGGGGAAAAACCAUCAUCUAAUAAAAGUGUAAGAUCAGGAUCACACGUGUCCAGCUCUGUGUCUCUGAAGAGUGACCGGUCAAAAGAUGAUGGACCAUUCUUCAGUGGGGAAAAACCAUCAUCUAAUAAAAGUGUAAGAUCAGGAUCACACGUGUCCAGCUGUGUGUCUCUGAAGAGUGAUCGGUCAAAAGAUGAUGGACCAUUCUUCAGUGGGGAAAAACCAUCAUCUAAUAACAGUGUAAGAUCAGGAUCACACGUGUCCAGCUCUGUGUCUCUGAAGAGUGAUCGGUCAAAAGAUGAUGGACCAUUCUUCAGUGGGGAAAAACCAUCAUCUAAUAACAGUGUAAGAUCAGGAUCACAUGUGUCCAGCUCUGUGUCUCUGAAGAGUGAUCGGUCAAAAGAUGAUGGACCAUUCUUCAGUGGGGAGAAACCAUCAUCUAAUAAAAGUGUAAGAUCAGGAUCACAUGUGUCCAGCUCUGUGUCUCUGAAGAGUGACCGGUCAAAAGAUGAUGGACCAUUCUUCAGUGGGGAAAAACCAUCAUCUAAUAAAAGGCUUCAAUAUGAGACAUUAGACUCAGACGUUCAGACUCGCAGGAAUCACAAGAAUUUCCUGUGGAUCUUCCAGGAUCUUGAGAGCAAAAUAAUCACAUUUUUGAAGAACGAGCUGGAAAAGUUUAAGAAAAUAUUACAAAAUGAGAACUCACAAAACUUAGUGAAGGACUUUAAUGAGAAUAGAUGCAGUAUCAAAGCAGCAGCUCUUGAUCUCACACUACAUUACCUGAGAGAGAUGAAGCAAGAUGAAGCUGCUGAUGCUCUAGAAGUUGAGCUGAUCUUCAUUCAUCAGCUAAAAUGUGGCCUAAAGAAGAAGUAUCAAUGUGUGUUUGAAGGAAUGGCGAAGCAUGGUGACUCCACACUUCUGAAUAACAUCUACACAGAUCUCUAUAUCACUCAGGGUGGCAGUGAACAGGUCAAUACUGAACAUGAGGUCAGACAGAUUGAAGUUGCUUCCAGGCGCCAUGAAUCUCAAGAGAUUCAGGUUAAAUGCACAAAUUUGUUUGAAGCUCCUGAACAAGACGAGGAGAUCCGAACUGUACUGACAAAAGGAGUUGCUGGCAUCGGAAAAUCAGUCUCUGUGCAAAAGUUUGUUCUGGACUGGGCUGAAGGAAAAGAAAAUCAAGAUAUCAGUUUCAUAUUUCCUCUUCCAUUCAGAGAGAUGAACUUAAAGGAGAAAGAAAAACUAAGUUUGAUGGACCUUAUAACUUAUUUUUUCCCAGAGACAAAAGGACUGAACCUUACAAGAAGGAAUCGAUUAAAAGUCCUGUUCAUCCUUGAUGGAUUGGAUGAAUGUCGCCUUCCUCUGAAGUUUCAUUGUAAUGAGAUGUGGUGUGAUGUAUCGUCACCAGCCUCUCUGGAUGUUCUCCUAACGAACCUCAUGAAGGGAAAUCUGCUUCCUUCUGCUCUCAUCUGGAUCACCACCAGACCAGCAGCUGCCAGUAAGAUUCCUCCUGACUGUAUCGACCGGCUGACAGAGAUACGAGGAUUCAGUGAUGCACAAAAGGAAGAGUACUUCAAAAAAAGAUUCACGGAUCAGAAUCAGGCCAUUACAAUCAUUGAUCAUGUUAAAAAAUCAAAGAGUCUCUUUAUCAUGUGCCACAUCCCAGUCUUCUGCUGGAUUUCAGCCACUGUUCUCCAUAACAUUCUGGAGGAGAAAAGAAAUAAUGAUGUGAAAAACAAUCAGGCUGAUGAGAUCUCUAAAACAUCACAGAAAUCAAAUACUGCAGACACUCCCAAGACUCUGACACAAAUGUACACACACUUUCUCCGCUUUCAGAUCCAGCAGAGCCGCCGAAAGUAUGAUGAAGAAUACGCAGCAGGUGUUUCCUGGGAUAAAGACACCAUCCUUUCACUGGGGAAACUGGCAUUUCAUCAGCUGGAGAGAAACAAUGUGAUCUUCUAUGACACAGACCUGGAAGCCUGUGGUAUUGACGUCUAUAAGGCAUCAGUGUACUCAGGCAUGUGUACCCAGAUCUUUAAGGAGGAAACGGGGAUCAUUCUUGGUACCAUGUACUGCUUUGUUCACUUGAGCAUUCAAGAGUUUAUUGCAGCCCUUUAUGCACAUCUGUUUCUAGACAUCAACAAGAAAAGUGUGUUUGAUCAUGAGUCUACAAAACAGGAAAACAAAAAUAAAUCCAUGAUUGAUUUUCUCAAGACUGCAGUGGACAAGGCGCUCAAGAGUGACAAUGGACACCUGGACCUUUUCCUUCGCUUCCUCCUCGGUCUGUCACUCCAGUCCAAUCGACGACUCUUACGGGGUCUGUUGACACAGCAAGACGGCAAUGACCAGAGCAACAAGGAAAUAGUUCAGUACAUCAAGCAGAAAUUAGAAGGUAAUCUGUCUGCAGAGAGAUCCAUCAAUCUGUUCUACUGUCUGAAUGAACUGAACGACCAAACUCUGGUAAAGGAGAUUCAGACCCACCUUAGCAAAGGAAGUCUCUCAUCUGGUGACCUUUCACCUGCCCAGUGGUCUGCUUUGGUCUUUGUGUUGUUGACAUCAGAGGAAGAGCUGGAGGAGUUUGAUCUUCAGAAAUUCAAGAAAUCAGACGAGUGUCUCAUUAGAUUAUCGGCAGUCAUCAAAAACUCCAGAAGAGCUCUAUGUCUGAUUUCUGCGGACUCGUGAGGAGAAAUGAACUGGAAAAGAUUUUCCGGCUGUUGUUGAGCAACCGGAGUGUGAGCUGUUAACGCUCCACCUUCUUUUUGAAAGCAGGCCGCAAGCAGCAGCUCAUUUGCAUUUAAAGUGACGCACAAAAAACUGCAUGUUUUUGGUCACACCCAAGUAGGGACAAAU
Messenger RNA from Megalobrama amblycephala (Wuchang bream), 3246 nucleotides. RefSeq names its product protein NLRC3-like. The coding region runs from base 301 to 3078 and encodes 925 amino acids. The record is from RefSeq and is a predicted model, not a curated record. NCBI's taxonomy places the organism in Eukaryota, Metazoa, Chordata, Actinopteri, Cypriniformes, Xenocyprididae. The transcript is spliced from 12 exons.